AUGAUUGACGUAUAUCCAGAAGUAACGAAUGUUUGGUGGACGAAAGACGACGGACUAAUAGAUAUAAUUGAUAGUCGGUACAGCGGGUCUACUCCACAAGAACCAUCACUCAAAAUAUCAACGACUUCUACAGACGAUAUUGGAUAUUACAGAUGCUGUGCAAACAAUUCCAUAGGUGUCAACUGCAGUAACGGUACUAUACUUGGAUUUCUAUUUCACAAGCAAUCUGAGAAAAACAUUACAUUUGGGGAAAAAAUUACCAUCGACUGUGCCGUAGAGUCCUAUCCACCGAUUACUAAUUCAACAGAAAUAACUUGGUCAUUAAAUGGAAGCUGUGUUAAUACUAAAAACAUAAUAAAAUAUCAGCAGCCAACACCCAUUAGCCUGACCAUCAAUAAUGCCACGUUUGGUGACCAAGGGGAGUACAUAUGUGCUGUUGAAAAAGAUAUGAUUAACGGGACCAGUGGUGGAUUUUUGCUUAAUGUAAAUGGAGACUUUCCGAAUGUGAACAGUAACAUCAUUUACAACACAGUGCAACACUCAGCGUUUGUAAGUGUAAACGAGUCUACAGACUCUAUUUUGAUACUGACUUGUAGUUAUGAAUCCUUCCCAAAUGCAACAGGUCUAAUCUGGGAAAAGCAAAACGGUGAUAAUACACACCCAUUGUCAGGAAAAGCCACUGGUGGUACUUUGGAUAACCCAAACAUCACGUUCACUUCGGUAGAAAAAUCUGACGAAGGAAAUUAUACGUGCUAUGUCACAAAUGCAGUAGGGAAACGUGCUGGAAACUCAGUAUACAUACAAGUUAAUGAAUCAACAACGUGUCAAUGUCUCUGUUCAUUCAAACAAAAGCUUGAGUUUUGGAAGAAUAAAAAUUUUACGAAGGAAGAAAUGUUAGAAUAUAUGGCACCUUUCUUGAAGAAAACCCUGGAGGAAAUGAAGCUUGAACAGAACAAAUUGUCCAAAAACAUCCGCAAGCGUACAAGUGCUAAGGAUGACAGGAAAUCUUCUCAGCAGAUUGGAUUAGUGGGUAUAGUUUUCAUCGCCGCUACUUUCGGAGUGAUAAUUGUAUUCGAUAUCAUUGCCAUCAAACGAUAUUUGCUAAACAUUAGAGAAGCUUUUAAUAGAGUUUAA
Molecule: messenger RNA, 1134 nt
Organism: Mytilus trossulus (common blue mussel)
Lineage: Eukaryota; Metazoa; Mollusca; Bivalvia; Mytilida; Mytilidae
Product: neural cell adhesion molecule L1-like protein
Exons: 4
Coding region: 1-1134 (377 amino acids)
Source: RefSeq, a predicted model, not a curated record